Molecule: messenger RNA, 153 nt
Organism: Racocetra persica
Lineage: Eukaryota; Fungi; Glomeromycota; Glomeromycetes; Diversisporales; Gigasporaceae
Source: the annotation of a GenBank genome assembly
AAAGAAAGAUUGAGAGACAAAGAGAGACAGAGAGAGAUUGAGAAACACAGAAAGAGAUUGAAAGACAAAGAAAGAGAGAAAAAGAAAGAGAGAGAGAUUGAGAGACAGAAAGAGAGAUUGAAAGACAGAGAGAAAGAAAGAAAGAGAGAUUGA